This is a messenger RNA of Puccinia triticina, 174 nucleotides long. RefSeq lists its product as uncharacterized. The transcript has 3 exons. The record is from RefSeq and is a predicted model, not a curated record. Bases 1 to 174 code for a protein of 57 amino acids. Lineage: Eukaryota; Fungi; Basidiomycota; Pucciniomycetes; Pucciniales; Pucciniaceae.
AUGCUUUGCAGGCUCAAUUAUCCCCAGGAACCGGCCCUCGGCAUCCUGCCCCCGUUGCUCCGGAGUCCGGGUGAGUUCAUGAUGGCCGGUGUGGCCGAGUCGGAUGUGAUGCUGCUGAACAUCACCACCAACCCUAUUAUUAAAGCCAAACAGUCGACAUGCCACCUGUUCUGA